GUGCUGCGUCUUUGCGGCAGUUUGUUGCUCAGAAAAGAGGUUUCGCUCUGAUGUGUGUCCUUGACUGGAGCCAUUACCUGUCUAUUUGGAUUGGUAUGACGGCAAAUCUGAAACACCUGUGUGGCUUCUUGCUUGGUGUUGUGAUCAGGGAUGAGUAUCCUUACAACAAGCGAGACGUGCUGAGCAGCUGCUAUUCUCCACUUGCUUACCUGGAACUGAGGGAUAUUGUCAAUAUGGAGACAUGUAUGAAGAUGCUCACGACUCAGGAACAGCAGGAGCUUAUGAAGCUGCUCCCUCGAGAUGAUGUGAAAGGCAAAGGGAGCUUGGCAGAUAUGUUCAAUAGCUGCCAGUUUGAGGCAGCGCUCGUAAAUUUUCAACAUCUCCUGUUAGAGGGGAUGUUUGACAGCUCCGAGAUGGGGCCGAGCGCAAGGGUGUUUCAGCACUACCAGAAGCUCCUUUCUGUGGUGGACCUGACAUCAUCAGGAUGGAUGGAAGGGGUCACGCAACUAUGUAAGAAGAGUCGGAGGCGCGGCCAGCCAUCUGAUGCGGGGAAGGACGAGAUUGAUGAUGCCCGGCUGGCCUCAGAGAUGGCAGCUUUUGCAGAGCGCCGAGCAAGUUCCCAGAAGGCAAGUGAAGGAUCUUCUCGGAAACUGCAUCUACGAUCUUGUGCUGAAAUGUCACCAGCCGAGGAAGAUGCUGCCAAUGAUCGCUGCCUACGUGGAGCAGAGAGUGCAGUGUCUUCAUCGAACUCAAGGGAGCCCUCACGGUGGACCAAGCGUACUUCAGGAGGCCCAAGUCAGAGAGAAGGGGCUGUUGGUGAUGGCUAUGUGGUGGCUGAGCCAGUCAUCAUGGGACAUCAGGCUGCAGAGCCCAUUGAGGACCAGAAUGCAGCAAGCGCUCACCUGGCCCCUACUAUCCGCUCUGCUCCUGUGGUUGCGAUGCAGAGUGUUGCGAUGGGGCCGCAGUUCUGGAACACGCAAUGGCAGCGGGCCGAUCCAGUUGUUGGCGCGCAGUGCAUUGUGAGCAAUGUUGCAACUGGAAAUUGUGAGCCAGUGUCAGGAAAAUCCAGUAAGAGAUCCCUUGAUGGUGGGACGGAGAGUACCCCCGUGUCAUUUGUGACCUAUCCUGCUGGCAGCGGAGAAGGGAUGCCUUUUGUAAACGGCAUGUAUGGGGCACGAGGAUGGUUUAAGCCACCCACCGUAUGCGAUCGACUGACGACAGGGUUGCAGGCUGUCCCGCCGGCCAGAGGAGAUGGUAUCUCAGGUGGCAUUUGGGCUGCAGGAUCUCCGAUUGUGGAUCCUGAUCGUUACGUGGCUAUCCCGGUUCCCUCGGUGUCAAUUGCAUCGCCAGUGGCCGUUCCCGUUCCAGUACCUGUACCUGACUUCAUCCGUGUUGUCGAAACAGUUGAUGAUGGCUCUGCAGCGGCAAGGUCGCACUCUACAAAAGCUGAGAGGCAUCCUUCGUAUAACCGUGCUUCGUGUCGAGAGGACUGUGCUGUGAGUUGCAGUACCGUGGCUUCUCCAUUGGUAAGCCCCAUUCCUGCCUACACCAUCAAUGGCUCUAGCUCCCCUCUGGAUGCUCUACUGUACAACGGUGUGGUGCGUGUUGUGGGAUCGGCAGAGAGGGCCGAAGGCUCAGGGAUUGGUGGGGAGUCGAUCAGGAGGCCAGUAACAGCAGGCGGUGCACUGAAGUCGUAUUGCAGUGCCGCUGCAGCAACAUCUGCCCCAUGCAAUGGUGCAGAUCAUGGGCUAAUGUAUACAGUUCAAGUUGACCCACGGAAGAUAUCCUAUGCGCAGGCACUGCCUGUGAUGCACACUCGUGACAUGCUAUUGGUCCCAAAUGCAGCCGCAUACCCAGCUAUGCUCAUGACUGGUGAAGGUUGGCAGAUGUACACCGAUCCAAUGUGGGAGAAUGUCUUGUGGGCAAAUCAAGGCUGCGCGGGUCAAGAUCGUCGUCUCUUGAAUGGUCCUGUCCUUUAUCAGAGCCAGAUACCAUAGGUUCGCGCCGAUUGCUCUUUGGUCAGGACAGUAGGUAGAAGUAAAAAUGGCCGAGGCAGUGAGCACAGAUGUAGGUUUCUUUCCAGGAGGAGGUGUAGGGAAGGAUUCGAGCAGAGGUACCUGCCGUUGUCAUGUCGGAACAGCGUACACACGCUUGGUUCGCCUGCCAGUUCAGUGAGCCUGCUGCUCCAUGCAGGUCCCACUGUCACGCUCUUGUCCAGCCCUGGCAGUAACCAAACUUCAGGAGACUGUUGCUGUUUCCUGAUGUCUCCUCUUCCACACAAUGUGGCUAUUCGCCACGCUUCCUUCCCAUACAUACGUAGGAUGUAUAAGGCGGUGAGAAUAAGGCAAGCCCUGUUCAGAACUGCUGUUCCUUUCCCUCCUUCCACCUCCUACUUGAAAACAGAAGUGCCAAGUGCUCAUUCAUUGUUUGAGCAUUACUGUGCCAAUAGGGCUUUCUCCUUAGUUUGUAGAGAUGUAGGCAGAGUGUGGAGCAGUCCAAACUGCAGUUGUGGGUCUAAGGAUUGACAUAUCCUCCCUAGCCUUCUCUUCCCCACCCUCCUCCUAAGAGUCCUAACCACAAU
Molecule: messenger RNA, 2581 nt
Organism: Chara braunii
Lineage: Eukaryota; Viridiplantae; Streptophyta; Charophyceae; Charales; Characeae
Source: the annotation of a GenBank genome assembly